Doryrhamphus excisus (bluestripe pipefish) is the source of this 1079-nucleotide messenger RNA. It is a transcript of the gene psma1, whose product is annotated as proteasome 20S subunit alpha 1. Gene Ontology annotation, biological process: ubiquitin-dependent protein catabolic process. NCBI's taxonomy places the organism in Eukaryota, Metazoa, Chordata, Actinopteri, Syngnathiformes, Syngnathidae. The record is from RefSeq and is a predicted model, not a curated record. Gene Ontology annotation, cellular component: proteasome core complex, alpha-subunit complex; proteasome core complex.
CAUCCAGUCACUGAUUUCCACUCGGAGAUCGACUGUUUUUCCUGUGACGGCACGACCAGGCUAGGAAAUCGAGCAAAGAGGCCGGCAAAGACAGAGGCAGGUUACGCUAGCUGGAGCAAAUAUGUUUCGCAAUCAGUACGACAACGAUGUGACUGUAUGGAGCCCACAGGGUCGUAUUCAUCAAAUAGAGUAUGCCAUGGAGGCUGUGAAACAAGGCUCUGCUACUGUUGGACUCAAAUCCAGAACACAAGCAGUCCUGGUUGCGCUAAAGAGAGCUCAGUCAGAGCUGGCCGCCCACCAGAAGAAGAUACUCCAUGUUGACAACCACAUUGGCAUCUCAAUCGCUGGACUGACUGCAGACGCCAGGCUGCUAUGUAACUUCAUGCGUCAGGAGUGUUUGGACUCCAGGUUCGUCUUCGACCGCCCCCUCCCCACGUCACGACUUGUCCAUCUCGUCGGCAGCAAAACCCAAAUCCCAACACAGAGGUAUGGAAGGAGGCCCUACGGCGUUGGACUCCUCAUCGCUGGCUAUGAUGACAUGGGUCCUCACAUCUUCCAGACGUGUCCAUCAGCUAACUACUUUGACUGCAAAGCCAUGUCCAUCGGAGCACGCUCGCAGUCUGCUCGCACCUACCUGGAGAGAUGCAUGGACAAGUUUGCUGACUGUAAUCUGAAUGAGCUGGUCCAACACGGCCUCAGAGCCCUCAGAGAGACCCUCCCCACGGAGCAGGACCUAACCACCAAGAAUGUUUCCAUCGGCAUUGUGGGUAAGGACAUGGAGUUCACCAUUUAUGACGACGACGACGUGGCCCCCUUUCUGGAGGGCCUGGAGGAGAGGCCACAGAGAAGGGUGGCCCCGCCCGCUGAUGAUGACGCCCCUGCAGGUGCUGCCGACGAGCCCAUGGAACACUGAGGUGUCCCCGUCGUCAUUCCACCCAUCCCUGCCAAACAUUGACGCACUUCCUGUUUCUCAGACGUGCCACCUGAUGACAAAUUCUGCUAGCAUCAGUCAGUGCGAUGUUUGCUUUUGUAUGGCUCACAUGUCAAACCCGUCAACAAAUAAACUCCCUUUUUUCCAA